CGCUCCGUCUCCUGCUGGGUACCAAGAUGAGUCUGUGUUCCUGUUUCAGGUGCAAGCCCUCUCUCAUCGCCUCGAGUGCCCACUUUGAGGCCUUCUGUAUGAGGGACACGCCAGUCUGCCAUGGAGCCUAGCCCUGCCCUGGCCUGGCUCCUGCUGCUGAGCCUGCUGGCCGACUGUCUAAAAGCUGCGCAAUCCCGAGACUUCACAGUGAAAGACAUAAUCUACCUCCACCCUUCAACCACUCCAUAUCCUGGUGGAUUUAAAUGCUUCACCUGUGAGAAGGCAGCAGACAAUUAUGAAUGCAACCGCUGGGCCCCUGACAUCUACUGUCCUCGAGACACCAGAUACUGCUACACUCAGCACACCAUGGAAGUCACAGGAAACAGCAUCUCUGUCACCAAGCGCUGUGUCCCACUGGAGGAGUGCUUAUCCACGGGCUGUCGAGACUCGGAGCAUGAAGGCUACAAGAUCUGCACCUCCUGCUGUGAAGGAAAUAUCUGUAAUCUGCCACUCCCUCGCAACGAGACUGAUGCCACAUUUGCCACAACGUCACCUAUAAAUCAGAUCAACGGGCACCCACACUGCAUGUCAGUGAUUGUGUCCUGCUUGUGGGUGUGGCUUGGACUCACCUUAUAGCAGCCCUCUCCACCAAGCAUAGCUCUGUGGGUUUCCCUGUGGCCCGCAGUCAUGCAUGAGUCAUCGCCUGGCAGUAGCGACAGAAUGCAACCACAGCGCCCCGGACAUCAGCACAGCCAGGCAUUCGCAUUGCCAUGAAGAAUAAGCAUUGCUUCAAAGCUGUCAUUUCCAGCCUAACCAAAACUCCAUCUAAGUUAGCCUGUCCCCCAUACAGACCCUGAUUUCUAUACCACAAACCUGCGGUUUUGCUCCGAGAAAGAGUUCUGCAUUUAUGGAUGUCUGGGUUCUUGAUUCCAAAGCCAUGUGUGAGCUACGGGAGAAAUAGCCAUGGAUGCAGGCGAUGUGAGCUUUCUGGAAAAGGAAAGAACCCCUAGCUUAAUUCAAAUCACAGCUUCACCUGUGGUUUUGGAAUUUUAAAACUUUAAAUCCAAAAGUAAAUGGAAUAAUUUCUUUGAGAUUCUGAUGGAGUCCCUAAAAGUCCCUACUUUGCUCAGUUUCAUUUCCCCAGCCUUCUUAUCUUAACGUAGGGAAACACAUUCCUGCUGCUCUUUGAAAAGGACAAGAAAGGCAAUUAUCAAAGUUUGUUGUAUUUGUAGAGUUGACGAGAGAAAGGUUUGUGAAAUGAGUGCCCACAAGAGGAGAUUUACCCCUUCUUAUAACUGGAGAGCUAGGCCUUGCCCUGAGAACUAAUUCUGUUUCCCUAGUUCCUGGAUCACAGCUGGACCAGGAGCAUCUACAAAUUCGUGAAGUGCGGUGGGGUUGUUUUCUCCGCGUGUUGCAUUCCAUUCAGAUAUAGCUAAUCCAGUCAGAGAGAGGAUGUCAGAAUGACAGAAGGUUUUGUGGAGCUGGAGAGAUGGCUCAAAGGUUAAGAGCAUUGACUGCUCUUCCACAGGUUCGGAAUUCAAUUCCCAGCCACCACAUGGUGGCUCACAACCAAC
Molecule: messenger RNA, 1574 nt
Organism: Myodes glareolus (Bank vole)
Lineage: Eukaryota; Metazoa; Chordata; Mammalia; Rodentia; Cricetidae
Source: RefSeq, a predicted model, not a curated record